AUGGAGCGCAUGAACUUUAUAAAGAUUGAUGAUAUAGUGCUGCUGUUGGUCCUAAUUGAUGGUGGCAAUUCAGUGAAAAAGAAAAGAGAACAGAAGAAUGAAGACAUUUAUGAGGAACAAGAAGAAAUGCAAGUCGAUGAAGUACAGUCCUUCGGACUUCAUCCAGAGAGCACUCUAAAAUUACACCAAGGACUUUCAUUUUGUGGUCAUGAUGAAUGUGAACAUUUAAGCAACCAAAAAAAUUAUCUAGAGCUCUUGCAUUUUCUGUCCAGAAAUAAUGAAACUAUUAAAAGAGCUACUUUCAAUGAAGCUCCUAAAUUUAACAAAUUGACUUCUCCAGAUAUUCAAAAAGACAUUACUCAAGCUGCUGCAAAAAAGAUUACAAAUGAUCGAUUUAAAAUGAUAAGAGAGAAUGAUUGGGAAUCUUUACUAGAAGUGUCAUCUUUUUGCAUCAAACAUGAUAUUGAUAUUCUAAACAUAGAUGAUGAGUAUAAGUUUCAGGACCUUAUAGUACUUGGUGACCAACUUGAUACAUAUAUUAGUGAUCUACGUGGUGAUGAUAAGUUCUCUGGUAUUGAAGUUAUCAAAUUAUUAUUACUUCAACUAGUUACAACUGCUACAGUGGAGAGAGUUUUUUCUGUUAUGUAUAUUGUGAAGAGUAUAUUGCAGAAUAGGAGAUAA
Messenger RNA from Populus euphratica (Euphrates poplar), 681 nucleotides. The record is from RefSeq and is a predicted model, not a curated record. NCBI's taxonomy places the organism in Eukaryota, Viridiplantae, Streptophyta, Magnoliopsida, Malpighiales, Salicaceae.